Tympanuchus pallidicinctus (lesser prairie-chicken) is the source of this 4702-nucleotide messenger RNA. RefSeq names its product septin 8 (gene SEPTIN8). The transcript has 10 exons. NCBI's taxonomy places the organism in Eukaryota, Metazoa, Chordata, Aves, Galliformes, Phasianidae. Gene Ontology annotation, cellular component: septin complex; microtubule cytoskeleton; cell division site. Gene Ontology annotation, molecular function: molecular adaptor activity; GTP binding; GTPase activity. The record is from RefSeq and is a predicted model, not a curated record. Gene Ontology annotation, biological process: cytoskeleton-dependent cytokinesis. The coding region runs from base 110 to 1444 and encodes 444 amino acids.
CCUCGACCGGUGCCGGCGGAGGGGAGUUUCCAGGAAGUGGCCAUAUUGGAUCCAUUCAGCCGCAGCCACUCGGGGCGGGCAGAGCCCCGCGCCGCGCUCAGCUCCGGCCAUGGCCGCCACCGACCUGGAGCGCUUCUCGAAUGAAGAGAAGAGGAACCUUUCCCUUGGGGGCCAUGUUGGCUUUGACAGCCUCCCGGAUCAGCUGGUCAGCAAGUCUGUCACGCAGGGCUUCAGCUUCAACAUCCUCUGUGUGGGUGAGACCGGCAUUGGGAAAUCCACACUAAUGAACACACUCUUCAAUACCACGUUUGAGACCGAAGAAGCCAGCCACUAUGAGAACGCGGUUCGCUUGCGGCCACGGACCUACGACCUGCAGGAGAGCAACGUGCACCUGAAGCUGACCAUCGUGGACGCGGUUGGGUUCGGGGAUCAGAUAAAUAAGGACGAAAGUUACAGGCCGAUAGUUGAGUACAUUGAUACGCAGUUUGAAAAUUACUUGCAAGAGGAGCUGAAAAUCCGCCGUUCUCUGUUCAACUAUCAUGACACGAGGAUCCACGUCUGCCUGUACUUCAUCACCCCCACUGGGCACUCCCUCAAGUCCUUGGACCUGGUGACAAUGAAGAAGCUGGACAGCAAGGUGAACAUUAUCCCGAUCAUUGCCAAAGCAGACACCAUCUCCAAGAGCGAGUUGCACAAGUUUAAGAUAAAGAUUAUGAGCGAGCUGGUCAGCAACGGUGUGCAGAUCUAUCAGUUCCCCACGGACGACGAAGCAGUGGCUGAGAUCAACUCUGUGAUGAAUGCUCAUCUGCCCUUUGCUGUGGUUGGCAGCACAGAGGAGGUGAAGGUGGGGAACAAGCUGGUGAGAGCUCGGCAGUACCCGUGGGGAGUGGUGCAAGUUGAGAAUGAAAGUCACUGUGACUUUGUGAAACUGCGAGAAAUGCUGAUCCGAGUCAACAUGGAGGAUCUUCGGGAGCAGACCCACACCCGCCACUACGAGCUGUACAGGAGGUGCAAACUGGAGGAGAUGGGCUUCAAGGACACAGACCCAGACAGCCAGCCCUUCAGCCUGCAAGAAACAUACGAGACCAAAAGAAAAGAAUUCUUGGGUGAGCUCCAGAAGAAAGAGGAAGAAAUGAGACAAAUGUUUGUUAACAAAGUCAAGGAGACGGAGGCAGAGCUGAAGGAGAAGGAGAGAGAGCUGCAUGAGAAGUUUGAGCACCUGAAAAGGAUACACCAGGAAGAGAAAAGGAAGGUGGAGGAAAAGAGGAGAGAGCUGGAGGAAGAGAUGAACGCCUUCAACAGGCGGAAAGUCGCGGUGGAAACUUUGCAGUCCCAAUCCUUGCAGGCUACCUCACAGCAGCCGCUGAAGAAGGACAAAGACAGGAAAAACUUUUUUAGUCUUCCCAGCGCAUACUCCAUAACAACAGGAAGAUAUGUUAAUUAGAAGAUUUAUUAAGGCCAAAACAUCUCAUGCAGAAGAAAUUAAUUGGUGCUUUCACCUUUAAGCUUGCAAUAUAUUGCACAGAAGAGAUUGUGUAGCAAGGACUAAGAUACACUGAUUGAUUGGGAAAAGUUUGCUUGAUCAGGUCUCUUGAUAAAGUUGAAAUCCAAGGUAUUUGCCAAAAGAUAACCUGCUAAUUAUGGCUGAUGCAUGGCUUACACUGAAACCAAACACUGACCUCUGGGUGAGGGCCCAGCCGUAGCAUUUAACACUGUGACUGAACUUCCCAGGGGAGAGGAACAAAGUUGGGUUGGUGGAGAAGCGCUCAGCGUGCUGCUUGAGCUGCUGCUGCAGUGGGAUUUGGUUUGUUCCUCUCCUUGUCUGGCUUGGGAUGUCACUCCAGAACCUCUGACCGACCUUUAACACUACUGCUGGAGUCUAACAUUUCUGAACAAUAAGCAAUAACUUUUCGGCAGCUUUGUUCUGUAGACUUACAGGUGUUAUAACCCAAAUCCCUGACCCCCAGUUUCAGUGUUACUGGGGCUGUGCCCCCCAUGCCUCAGUGUCAGCCCUUUCCAGCGCUCCGUGCUGCAGGCACCUGCCCAGCUCUGCUCCUGCCCUUGGGCUGGGGAUGCUGGGUGAGCACAGAGCCAUCUUAAGGGACAGAGCUCGCUGUGACCUCCUCAUGAAGGGGAAGCAGUUCAAAGCUGGAGCCUGGGCUGCGACUCCUGUGUUUAUGAUGCACUGAGUUUCUUUUUUACACAAACACUUGUUGAAACAAAUAAAAAAGCACAGUGCUCCUGCCCAGGUCUGGCGUCACACAGGACCAGGGUGGCCCCAGUUCCUUUUCAUUUUAAACAAACCUGUAAAGGAAUCUCAGGACUGACCUGCUUGUACCGAGGUUGGGUUUAAUAAAAACAGAACUGACUUGUUUAACAAACAUCUGUUAAACACGUUUUGUACACUGCUUACAUUCACUGGAGGAGCACAGUGCUAUGUCCACGUGUUCAGCCUUCACCGCUGCCCCUUCUCACUGCCACCUCGUGCCUGGCCGGGCUGCAGGACUGGCCAUAACUUGGUCCUUUGUAGGCCAGAAGACGCUCCCAGCCCUCACCACCACCACCACACACUGGGCAAUGCUACCCAAGGGCUGGUGGCUCUGCCUCUGGUGUGACGGAGCCCAGCAGGACUUCCCCUGAGCUGGCUUCAUCACCACCUGCAUUGGCUGGGACAGGCUGGUGUACAGGUGCUGGCUGUCGUGAGCAGGACUGAGCUCCUGUCCUCAGCACACCCUGUGCACGGCAGUCACCUCCAGAUGCCCUUGCAGCGGCUGCAGAUCCAGAGCUAGGAGUGCUUUUCUGCUGGCUGCAUCCAGCAUCGGCUCUGUGCCCCACGCUGGGCAGGAGGAGAGCUGGAGCAGUCUGUGACCACUGGGCUGAGCUGUGCAGUGGAAUGCUCUGAUCUGAUUGCAGUGACCGUGGCUUGGUCACAAAUGGGAUUAAUGUUGCAUAAGGAGGGGGAGUUGCAGAGACCUGCCAGGACUUAAAGCAUCACUUAAGUGUACUUUUCUGCAUUCUUAAGGAAUCGAACCGUAAGUACUCUUUAAACUGAAUUUAAAAUGGUACAGCUAAUCAGCAAAAAGCACACCCUACACACAGAUGCUGCAGAGGCAAUCUCUCCGCUGUUUUCCUUUAUCUUGAUCCAUUCUGCCACCAUAAGAGUUGUUUUCAUUUGAGCAGCUGUAAUAAAUGAACACUUAGAUUGUUACCCACCCACCAUAAGCAGUGAUAACAAGUCAGGUUUGUCAUCUAAGGCAUCUGGUGCUGCUGCUUUGAAGUAAGGCAGCUUUAUUGCUAAAUGCAGCUGUUCUGGCACGGCUCGCUCCAGCUGUGACAUGGCUUUUUCCAUGGUGUUUUAUGAAGGAGAGAUGUGGCAGCAGCUGGGGAUGAUUCUGAAUUGCUUCUCUGUUUCUCAUUUAAUGUUUGGUUCAUAUUUACGUUUUGGUUCUGAUUCUGAAUCUGAGCCCCUAUGGGCAGCACUGGUAUCCAUGGGAAACUUCCUGUAGGACCAAACAGUUCCUUGGGUUCUUGCUGCAGGUGGUUUUCGGUGCAAAUGCAGCUUUGCAAGGUAUCAUUAAUCAUCAGGCAUUUGGAAAUCUGGCCUGAAUUAAGGCAACAACAACAGACAUCUGUUCCUGAAUUGUUCCUCACCUGGGAUGCUAACCUGCUCUCAGCAGUGCACUGUCCAAGCUCCUGUUGAUUGAAACGGGUUAGGAAGGCCACAAGCUUUUAUUGGCUGGAUGCAUGCUGUGUUGGUCUUGUUACCAAUACCUUGUGCAGAAAGACUGCGGGGAGGUGCUCCCAGCCUUGGACUUGGCUCUCCCAGAAAGAAGGGUACGUAGCAAGAAUGAUCCUGUUGCAACUGCAGCUUGUUCUUGAGGUUUGUGGUUUCUUCAAGGCAGGAAGUUCAGUUCUGAACAAUGUCAGCAACACAAAGGUAAGAGGUACAGGGAGUUACCAAGCAAUGCUUUCAACCUGCUGAGGACAAACCAUGUGUGUAAGUUCCCUUAUUGUAACUCAACACUGGCAGAGGUGUGCAGAAAUGAUCUGUGCUACCAGAGAAGCGGUGCGUGCUGCAGAGCAGGCAGGCUCCAGCUUUACUGUUCCCAUUCCAGUGUGGCAUCCUGCAUCCCUGUGGGAACAUGGGAUUCUGCUGGGCCGCUCAGCGCUGCCUUCAUCUUUCCGAUGUUGCCCCAUUACUGUGUGCUUUUGAAUGCUGCUCAUUAUUGAUUGCAGAGGUUUUGAAAAGCAAGUUUGUUGAUGGUUUGCAAUGUCAUUCACCUUACAGGUGAGAAACUACAGAUAGAGGCUCAGUGCUGGGGAGGCGAAACAUUGGGUAGGAACUGUUGUGCUAUGAGGGCACAGCAUGGAAAUCACUGCGUGCAGAAUUCUUCUGCUGACAUUUGCACUGGUUAAUGCAGCUGGUGAAGAUUCACGAGAUAGGGCAGAAAAAGAGACAGGAGGAAAAGCAGAACGAGGCACGCAGCCCCACUUCCUGCAGGGACCUCUGUGAGCAUCAGCUUUGGCUGGGCUCAUCAUGGAGCACACUGAGGACAUGAGAUUGAAGCUGUAUUUUAUUGGAAAUAACUACAAAAGACAACUUGCCUCCUCCCAAAGUCAGGCAUUUCAGUCACAGCUUGUGAUAGAAAAGGAAAGUGGCACAGUGCUGCAGAAAAGAGCCCUGCCACACACACAAAAAAGC